Messenger RNA from Trypanosoma rangeli, 636 nucleotides. RefSeq lists its product as uncharacterized. The transcript has a single exon. The record is from RefSeq and is a predicted model, not a curated record. NCBI's taxonomy places the organism in Eukaryota, Euglenozoa, Kinetoplastea, Trypanosomatida, Trypanosomatidae. Bases 1 to 636 code for a protein of 211 amino acids.
AUGGUGCUUCCUUCCAUUCACGAUGACAAGGAGAGGAGUGCUGUGGGGCGCUGCAGGGAUACCUCAAUUCCUGUGUUGAUUAAUGGCGUGCGGGGGGACCCUUCAUUUAGGCGUGUUGAGGAGGUUCUUGAUGCACCUGGUGGCAGUGAGGGUCGGUGCUGUCGGUUUGUUACGGUGCACCUGGCUGCUGCAUUAUAUCUUCCAGUCCUUCAGCAUCUACCCCGCCGUCAAGCAUCCGAUGAAUCCCGGAGGUGGUUUAUUUGGCGUAAUUUCAGUGAAGAGACACUGUGCAUUCGUCGGUUCACCGUGGAGAGGCAGGUGGGCGGCGACUUUGCUUCCUCUCUGGUGAUUGCAGCGGGUGCUGAGGCUGGUGAGUGGGUAACCCUUCCUUCACGCCGUGGCAAUUGCGCCUCGGCACAGGAGGCGUUUUCCGUCACUCUUUGCCGCAAUGGCGGGGAAAGGGCAAACGUCAUGGUUGGCUUCGUAGUGGAGGUGGUGACGAUGCUUCCAUCUUGGUGUGGCGAGGUGGCGGAGGAAACGGCUCUCGUUGAACCCUCGUCGUUGGUGAGAGAAGGGGGGGAGGCCAUCAAGAAGUAUCAGCAUGUUGUGAAAUACGGCUUGACAAUUACAUGGUAG